ACUGCAUCCCAAAAGAGGGAAAAAGUGGGAAAUAUCCUGCAAACGGUCCUAAAUAAGGCGUCCCGACGAACCGCUCGCGCUCGGCGCGUCUGCUGCCGCUUUACUGACCUAUAACCAAUGUCAAGACUUGCUUUCGACGUUUUUGUUAGUUUACCGAUCAUUAUUGAUUGACUGUACGGAAGGAAACGGCGAACUGGGUUCAUAUUAGACCGAAUUUGACCGCAUGGGAUAACGAAUCUUUAACAGAAAAGGCUUGAAGCAAUUUGAAGAUAUCGAAAGAGAAGGUUACGCCGUCAAAUGUAUUGGAAAAAUGAGGCUUUGGCCCCUCUAUCAGAGGGAAAUCAGUUUCUAUCCGAAGGAAUUCCCUCAAAACAGGUGAUCUCUCCAGACUCGCACAGCACACCGGGAGCAUCGCGCUGCGUGGACGGACAACACGGUCGCGCGAUGUCACAGUCUGACGGAGAAUCUCACAGGUCUAAUAUGGAGAAAGAGGACCCUCGCUCUUCGCCCAGUCCACCCUCGACGCCGUCCAUCUGCUCGCCCACCUCCAGCGCCUCCUCCGUGCCGUCCACCGGGAAGAACGUGUGCGCGAGCUGCGGCCUCGAGAUCCUGGACAGAUAUCUGCUCAAGGUUAAUAAUCUGAUCUGGCACGUGAGGUGUCUGGAGUGUUCCGUUUGCAGGACGUCACUACGUCAACACAGCAGCUGCUACAUCAAAAAUAAGGAAAUCUUCUGUAAAAUGGAUUAUUUCAGUAGGUUUGGUACAAAGUGUGCCCGCUGUGGCCGGCAGAUCUACGCCAGCGACUGGGUCCGGCGAGCCAGAGGCAAUGCCUACCAUCUGGCCUGCUUCGCCUGCUUCUCCUGCAAACGGCAGCUGUCCACAGGCGAGGAGUUCGGGCUGGUGGAGGAGAAAGUACUUUGUCGGAUCCAUUACGACACAAUGGUGGAGAACCUGAAACGGGCUGCUGAGAGCGGAAGCGGACUCACUCUGGAGGGGGCGGUGCCGUCAGAACAGGACAGUCAACCAAAACCAGCCAAAAGGGCACGAACGUCCUUUACUGCAGAACAGCUGCAGGUGAUGCAGGCGCAGUUUGCACAGGACAACAACCCUGACGCUCAGACCCUGCAGAAGUUGGCAGACAUGACAGGACUGAGUAGACGAGUCAUACAGGUUUGGUUUCAAAACUGCAGAGCGAGGCAUAAAAAGCACACUCCACAGCACAGCGGCCCACCUCAAGCUCACCCGCAGGCCCGCAUGCCCCCCUCGCUGCCCGACGAGCUGCAUUUCCCCUUUGGGAGUCCUGAGAGAGCACGCAUGGUGGCCCUGCACGGGUACAUCGAAAGUCAUCCGUUCUCGGUGCUCACCACACAGAGCCUCCCUCAUCAGGCCAUGACGUUGCCGCAGCUCCCUCUCAGCCGCUAACUCCCCCGCCUCGCACUGACCCCUGACCCCUUCACCCUGACCUCCUGCUCCAAACCUCCGGGACCCCAGAAGUCGGAUCUGGCUGAAGGAGAGGGUCACGGUCCCUCUUGCUCUUGACCUCUGAACUCGCAAAGAGAGAGACUGUUUCCUCUCUGGUUUCAUUGGACAGGAUUUUACUCACCUGCAUCUAGUCACUCUCGGUUAAGGAAAACCGCAUACGUGACCUGUGAAUUUAGGACUUUGUCACCAAGACCAGGAUCUGGACUUUUGGACAAAAAGAAAAGACUCGAGCACACACUGUAAAAGACUAGCGCUCUUGGUGCGUCCUCUCUUCUGAUAGUCUCAUUUGACUCUUGUUCAGCGUUUGGAGACUCUGAAUGCAAACAAAAGGAAUGUAAAGUUACCAGCAUCAGUGUUAAACAUUUUAGAUUGAAAAAGGCAAAAGCACAAGAGAUGUGGAUGGGAAAUAAAUGGCAUAGAACCAGGUGGUAAGACAAAUUUUCUCUCUCUUUUUCCUUGCCGAAAUACGCCACGAUUGAAAUCUGUACUAAGCCAGUGAAACGAAUUUAUGCCACAGUUCACUAUUCCUUGCUUUCUUGUUCUAACACUCAUAUGCAAAGCAUAUGUGUUUUCUUGGGCCUAAAAAGCCAGCAGUCUUGAUUUGUCCACAGAUUUCACUUUAAAAAUAAUCAUACAUAAAGGACUUAAAGUCCAUCAUUUAAUUGUAAAAAUAACUGCAUUGUCAACAUUUUGUUUUGAAAGCAGAUAGUUUUAGAAAAGUGAAAUUGUUUCCUUUUUAGAUUCAGGUAUGCUAUAUUUCUAUAGUUUAAAAAGAUCCCCUUUCUUUGACAUCUAAAUCGUUGAUAUCUUCCCUAAUUUUAUUAUUUACCAAAAUGAAUUUCAAAACUGUUGUCAUUGCAGUUUACCUGCAAUCAUAGACUACAAUUGACGUUGAUAUUAGUUUGAGAUUAUUUCAAAUCGAAAACAGUGCUCUGAACAUUUUCUACAAAAAUGUAAAGAAACAUUAAGGAUAAAAAGGGAUUAUCAAUGACAAACAACGGUAUUUUGUGCAUAAGUUGGAAAGGACGAGGAAAACUGAGACUAAAAAGAGCACUUGAGUAAAAUGUAAAGAUAGCUACAUGUAAAGAAAAUGUACAUGUAAUGUAUUUUUAUUUAAGUAGUGUCCUGACUUUAUGUGGGAGACGAAUGUGUCUGUGUUUCAUUGUUUUCUUCAUACAUGUGUGCCGUAUAUGCCUCAGCUGUGACGAGGGAGCGGGAGUGUUGUAUACUUGCUGCAGACACGUUGUAUACUAACAGAUAGGAGCUGUGUACAGGUCUGAAACCGGGGGAAAAGUCUGAAAUUGUAACUUAAAUUUGAGAAAUGCAUUCUUGUGUUCUGAAUGGGGGACAAGGCCUCUACAUUCUUGUAUUUAUUAAGACAGGUAGCCUGUAAGCACUUUUCCCCACUUCCACAUGUCUGUUUUGUAAAAAAUAAAAUAAAAUAAUGAACUAUUUCUUUGGCUGUGCAUUAUUAAUUAUACCUAUUUCUUUGGCUGUGCAUUAUUAAUUAUACCUAUUUCUUUGGCUGUGCAUUAUUAAUUAUACCUGUUUCUUUGACUGUGCAUUAUUAAUUAUACCUAUUUCUUGGCUGUGCAUAUUUUUUAACUAAAUGCAUUUUUAAUAAAUAAAUGAA
Molecule: messenger RNA, 3115 nt
Organism: Onychostoma macrolepis
Lineage: Eukaryota; Metazoa; Chordata; Actinopteri; Cypriniformes; Cyprinidae
Gene: lhx6a
Product: LIM homeobox 6a
Biological process (GO): forebrain neuron development; neuron differentiation; regulation of transcription by RNA polymerase II
Cellular component (GO): nucleus
Molecular function (GO): DNA-binding transcription factor activity, RNA polymerase II-specific; RNA polymerase II transcription regulatory region sequence-specific DNA binding
Source: RefSeq, a predicted model, not a curated record